Messenger RNA from Penaeus vannamei (Pacific white shrimp), 2576 nucleotides. NCBI's taxonomy places the organism in Eukaryota, Metazoa, Arthropoda, Malacostraca, Decapoda, Penaeidae. The record is from RefSeq and is a predicted model, not a curated record.
GUGUGUUGGCAUAACGAGAGGGAUGUUUUCACAGAAGUGUUUUUAUUUUAACAGAAUACAUGGAAAUUGAGGAAUCGUUUUGUUGACAAUGAUGUUUUAGGAUUUAUAUCAAGAUGAAGCACUGGUCCUGCGUUUUGGCGGUCGCGGGCGUGCUGUACCUGCUGACCAUGGGCGUGAUGCUGCGAAGGUUCAGCUAUCUCUUCGAUGCUGAAGAACUCCACCUACCUUCGCGGACUGACAGCCACCAGGACGAGAAAGUUCUCGGACUACACUGGAUCAACCAAAACGCCCCUUUACUGCAAUACAAACCACUCGGAUUCAACAAAACCUCGAAACUGACAAAAGAAAACACGGAUAGUGCGAAUAACGAUAAUCUACAAUACGAACCACUCGGCUUCAACAAAGCACCGAGACUGACAAUUGAAAACACUGAUGGUGCGAAUAACGAUAAUUUGCAAUACAAACCACUCGGAUUCAACAAAGCACCGAAACUGACAAUUGAAAACACGAAUAGUGCGAAUAAUCUACAAUACGAACCACUCGGAUUCAACAAAACACCGAAACUGACAAUUGAAAAAACUGAUGGUGCGAAUAACGAUAAUCUACAAUACAAACCACUCGGAUUCAACAAAACACCGAAACUGACAAUUGAAAACACGAAUGGUGCGAAUAACGAUAAUCUGUCAGUCGCGGAGAGUGAAACCCGAUUCGAAACAAGGAACGAGACGUUUCACGAUUCGGAUAAUGUUAUUGGUCAAGAGGAAGGGGGAACUUUCAGCGUGGAAGUGAGUGUCGGGAUGUGGGAGCUGCAAGUGAAGGUGGAUGGAAAUGAGGUGUAUCACGUGACCAUGGAGCUCAGUGACGUCAAGUUCAUGAGUAAGGGCGGCAUGUACCUCUUUGUUCUGCACCCAACGACGGGAGCUGUCAUGCACGUGUCAAGGCACAGGACAUUCGAAGUGUCAGGCGACGCGGAGGUCAUGGCAAUCAUGAGGGACGUGCAGCCAGGGAAGGUUCUCGUUUUGGCCACCAUGCACGAGGGCUUCGCGCAACUGAGCAAACUCGUGGAGGCUUUCCUGGCGCAGCAGGGUUCCAGGAUCAUCACAGACAUGGCUAUGGGUGACAGAUGGGCGUGGAUAGGGACGAAAGGUGGGCGUACAUGGGCGGAAGGAGCGACCUUCAGUACCCCAAAGACGGACAAUUUAAUUAGGCCUGGAUCGACGAUUCACCUGUACGCCAACCUACCCCGUCGGCCUGAGAACGCUGACAUGUGUGCAACUACGUUCCAAGGGAAUGCGUGGGCUGCUCGACGAGCCUUCUGCGAACGCUACGAGGGCUACGGUAGUCUGUGCAAUUGCAGCGCACCUCAGGAUUUGCAUAGACACGUUCCCCUUGCAAUGGACGGAGUGGAGACCGGCAUUCCAACGGUCAUCGUAGCGAGCACGAGGCCGAUUCUCCUCAACAGGUGUCUGCGGCACCUGAUGUCAGCAGCGGGAAGCGACCCUCAGCUGAUACUCGUCGUUGCUGACGGAAGUUCUGACGGAUCGCUGGACGAAGUGCGUGACCUGGCCGCCCUCUACGGUGUCAAGUACAAGGCGCACGACGCCGGCGGGAGCAACGUGACCGUCCGCAUCCAACGCCACUACAAAUUCUCGUUCACCUCGGCCUUCGAGACCUUCCCCUGGACUCGGAAGGUCAUCGUGCUCGAGGAGGACCUUCGCGUGUCGCCGGACUUCUUCAGUUACUUCGGCCAGCUGGCGCCCCUCUUGGACCGCGACCCUACCUCCUACUGCGCCUCCGCCUGGAAUGACCUCAGCAAUAGCAAGUCCCUGGGAGAUCCUGGCGUGGUCAUGCGAUCAGAGACGCUAUGGCGGGGCUGGGGCUGGCUCCUGAAGAGGGACAUCUACGACGAGGUCAUCGAGAAGUGGCUGCAGCAUGAUCAGUACGCCGACUGGGACAUGUGGAUGCGCCUCCCCGCCCAGCAGCAGGGAAGGGAGUGCCUCGUUCCAGAAGUAUCUCGGACAUUCCACUUCGGGCUGAGCGGCGCCCAUCUCACGGCCUAUUUCCAGUUCACAUAUUUCUCCAAGUUACCUUUCAAUCAAGUCUCCAACGUGAGGCUGAAGGAUCUCGACAGAAUGGGCCCCGAAUCCUACGACAGGAUGCUGAAGGAGCUGAUCUUAGGAGCCAAGCAUCUCAAGGGAGAAGAAACCAAUCCUUGCGACUCGAACUUGUUUCCUCUGAAUGCCACCAUGCCGCACGUCCUGUGGUUCAAGAUGAACGAGCCCAUAGACAACUACACUUACACAGGCAUCAUCAAGUGCCUGAAGCUGUGGGACUGGACCCGAGGCCACCACAAGGCAGUGUGGGCGGCUCAAGUGCAGGGGACGCCGUUGCUGCUCGUCGGCUGGCCCUUGUCGCCCUUUCUCGCGCCCUCACCCCCCCCCCUCUUCUCCGGCAGAGUCCUGAAGCCGAAGGAGAUCAGCAUCCUCCAGCGCUACAAUCCCGAAGAGGAGCUGAAAGAUGACCCGGUCUACCUCUACUCACCCGGCCCGGGUUCAGCGAAGGUUGACCCGACCUGA